Nycticebus coucang (slow loris) is the source of this 7900-nucleotide messenger RNA. RefSeq names its product zinc finger protein 83-like. The record is from RefSeq and is a predicted model, not a curated record. Gene Ontology annotation, biological process: regulation of transcription by RNA polymerase II. The transcript has 5 exons. Lineage: Eukaryota; Metazoa; Chordata; Mammalia; Primates; Lorisidae. The coding region runs from base 1221 to 3971 and encodes 916 amino acids. Gene Ontology annotation, molecular function: RNA polymerase II cis-regulatory region sequence-specific DNA binding; DNA-binding transcription factor activity, RNA polymerase II-specific.
UAAUAACAGACAAUAAGAGUGCAGGGGGUCGGGUUGGGCGCAGCGCGCUCACGCUUGUAAUCCUAGCACUCUGGAAGGCCGAGGAGGAUGGACUGCUUGAGCUCACGAGUUGAAGACCAGCCUGAGCAAGAGCGAGACCCCGUCUCUUAAAAAAUACCCUGAUGUGGCGGGCGCCUGUAGUCCCAGCUACUUGAGAGGGUGAGGCAAGUCAAUCAAUUGAGCCCACCAGUUUCAGGUUGUUGUGAGCUUUGACACCACCCAGGGCGACAAAGUGAAACUGUGCCCCCCCCCCACAAAAAAAAGAGUGCACCAUUUAACCGUUACAGUGGCAGCAUCUAGAGCAAUUUUUUUGAGAAAUCUUUCAGCUAUGAUUGCUCUCUCUCCUCCUCGCCCCCUCCCGGUCCGGGCCUCUCUCUUGCUCCGCCCCCUCUCCAGCCUUGCCAGCGACCUGGCCUUUCAGCGUGUUCCACCCCUCUUUGGCCUGGCCUGGAACCCUCCCUGUCUUCACACACCCUGACCCACCUACCCCUCUGCCCAGUCUCAAAGUGCACCUGCCUUCAUGCCCUAACCCCUCUCCACUCUCGCCUCAGACAUAGCCUCUCUACAGGAUCCACCUACUCUCCAGCCGGCCUCAGACUAGACCUCUCUCCACGCCUUUCUCCCUCCGCUGCCCCGCCUUUACCCGGCCUCUUUCCCGCUUCGUCCCCUCCCAAUAGACUCGCCCUUUUUCUAGGCCCCGCCCUCCUCAGAUACGGCCUCGCUCCAUGCCCCGCCCCUCUCGGGCCGCGCCUCGAGUCCGGCCUCUCUCCACACUCUGUCCCUCUGCCGCCCGCCUCUGAGGCGGCUUCUUUCAGAAUCCUGUCCCCUUCUUGUGGAGCCUCACUCCCCCGCCUCUCUCGACGACCUGCCCGCUCCUCGGCCCCACGCCAUCCCCGGACCCGUCUCAGACACGGCUCUGCCUCUGUCCCGACCUCUUUCCCGGCGCGGCCUCCCCGGGUUGCGCGGGCUGGUCUUUCCACGCGUGCGCAGUUCUGUCAGUCCCACAAGCAGAUCACGUGGAGCAAAGGUUUUCCCCCCGCGGCGAUUAACCUUGCAUUUCGCCCGGGAGCGCUGCGAACCUUGAAAUCCAUGCCCCGUUCCCUCCACCGCAGGAUUGACUUCUUUUAAGAACCCAGUUACAUGAAGAAGCAGCCAAAGAGACCAAGGAAAAGGAUUCAGGAAUGGCUGUUAUUCAGAGGCCUUUGACAUUCAGGGAUGUGGCCGUAGAGUUCUCUCAGGAGGAGUGGACAUACCUGGACCCUGCUCAGAGGACUUUAUACAGGGACGUGAUGUUGGAGAACUAUAGGAACCUGGUCUUUCUGGGUAUCUCUUCUGUAUCUGUGAUAAAUGACUCUCCAUCUACAAAGAGCGGUAGUACAGGGGAAAUAUUCCCCAUGGUCAUGUCAGAAAGGCACAAAAGCCAUGACAUUGAAGACUUGUACUUUAUGGAAAUCCAGAAGAAUAUACAUAACUUUGAGUGUCAAUGGAGAGAUGAUGAAAGACAUUCCAGUAGAGUCCAUAUAACCCCUCAGGGAAACCUCACUGAUAGGAGAGAUCAGCUUGGUGGGAGAGAUUCAGGAAACAAACUUAUGAAUACUCAACUGGGAUUGAACAUCCAGUCAUAUCCACCAGAACUGCAGCUAUUUAAGGCUGAAGAGAAAAUUUAUGAAUGUAAUCACAUGGAGAAGUCUGUCAAAAAUGAUUCCUUGGUUUCCCCACCCCACAGAAUUCCUACUAUGAAACCCUACCUUUCUUAUGAAUAUGAGUUUGAUCUUAUGGAUUCAUUAUUCACACAAAGAGAGAAACCACACAUAGGGACAGAACCUUACAAAUGUAAUGAAUGGGACAAAGCCUUUAAUCAAGGGUUACAUUUCACUAUUCAUCAGAUAAUCCAGUCAGAAGAGAAACAAUUUAAAUGCGAUAUAUGUGCUAAGGUCUUCAAUAAAAAAUCAAACCUUGAAAGUCAUCAGAGAAUCCAUACUGGAGAGAAACCUUAUAAGUGUAGGGAAUGUGGGAAAGUCUUCAAUAACAUUUCACAUCUUGCACAGCAUCGGAGAAUCCACACUGGAGAGAAACCUUACAAAUGUAAUGAAUGUGGCAAGGUCUUCAAUCAGAUUUCACACCUUGCACAACAUCGAAGAAUCCACACUGGAGAGAAACCUUACAAAUGUAAUGAAUGUGGAAAGGUAUUUCAUCAAAUUUCACACCUUGCACAACAUCGGACAAUUCAUACUGGAGAGAAGCCUUUCAAAUGUAAGGAAUGUGGCAAAAUGUUUAGUCGUAAUUCAUACCUUGUACAACAUCUGAUAAUCCAUACAGGAGAAAAACCUUACAAAUGUAAUGAGUGUGGAAAGGUCUUCAAUCAUAUUUCACACCUUACACAACAUCGGAGAAUUCACACUGGAGAGAAACCUUACAAAUGUAAUGAAUGUGACAGGGUCUUCAGUCAUAAGUCAUCCCUAGCAAAUCAUUGGAGGAUUCAUACUGGAGAGAAACCUUUCAAAUGUAAUGAGUGUGGCAAGGUCUUCAGUCGCAAUUCAUACCUUGCUCAACAUCUAAUAAUUCAUACUGGCAUCUCUUCUGCAUGUGUGAUAAAUGAAUUGCCACCUAAAGAGACCAAUAAUGCAGGAGAAAUAUCCCCCACAGUGAUGUUGGAAAGGCACCAAAACCGUGACAUUGAAGACUUUUGCUUUAGGGAAAUCCAGAAGAAUAUACCUAACUUUGAGUGUCAGUGGAGAGAUGAUGAAAGACCUUCCAGUGGGAUCCAUGUGACCCCUCAGGGAAAUCUCACUGGUAGGAGAGAUCAGCAUGAUAGGAAGGAUUCAGGAAAUAAACUUACUAACACUCAACUGGGAUUGAACAUCCAGUCACAACUGGCAGAACAGCAGCUAUUUAAUGGUGAAGAGAAAAUUUAUGAAUGUAAUCCCAUGAGGAAGUCUGUCAACAAAGAUUUCUUAGUUUCCCCACCCCACAGAAUUCCUUCUACUAUCAAACCCCACCUUUCUCAUGAAUAUGAGUAUGAUCUUAUGGAUGCAUUCUUCACACAAAGACAGAAAGCUCGCCUAGGGACAGAACAUUACAAAUGUAAUGAGUGUGGUGAGGCCUUUAAUCAAGGCUUACAUUUCACUAUUCAUCAAAUAAUGCAUGCAGAAGAGAAACAAUUUAAAUGUGAUGUACGUGCCAAGGUCUUCAAUAACAAAACAAACCUUGCAAGUCAUCGGAGAAUACGUGGUGGAGAGAAACCUUACAAGUGUAAUGCAUGUGGCAGGGGCUUCAGUCAUGAGUCAUCCCUAGCAAAUCAUUGGAGAAUUCAUAAUGGAGAGAAACCUUACAAAUGUAACGAAUGUGGAAAAGUAUUUCAUCGAAUUUCAAACCUUGCACAACAUCAGAUCAUUCACACUGGAGAGAAACCUUACAAAUGUAAUGAAUGUGGAAAGGUCUUCAAUCACAUGUCAUACCUUGCACAACAUCGAAGAAUUCACACUGGAGAGAAACCUUACAAGUGUAAUGAAUGUGGCAAGGUCUUCAAUCAAAUGUCAAACCUGGCACAACAUCGUUCAAUUCAUACUGGAGAGAAACCUUACAAAUGUAAUGAUUGUGGAAAGGUCUUCCGUCAAAGUUCAGUCCUUGCACAACAUCGGACAAUUCACACAGGAGAGAAACCUUACAAAUGUAAUGAAUGUGGCAAGGUGUUCAGUCAGAAUUCACACUUUGCAAAUCAUCGAAGGAUUCAUACUGGAGAGAAACCUUACAAAUGCAAUGAAUGCGGCAAGGUCUUCAAUCAAAGUUCACACCUUGCACAACAUCGGAGAAUUCACACUGGAGAGAAACCUUACAAAUGUAACGAAUGUGGCAAGUUAUUCAGUCGCAAUUCAUACCUUGUGCGACAUCUAAUAAUUCAUACUGGUGAGAAACCUUAUAAAUGUAAUUAAUGAAUGUGGCAACGUGUGCAGUCAAAAUUCAUACUUUGCAAGUCAUUGAGGAAUUCAAACUGGAGAGAAACCUUGCAAAUGUAAUGAAUGUGGCAAGGUGUUCAGUCAGAAUUCAUACCUCGUAGAACAUACAAUAAUCCAUACGGGAGAGAAACCUUAGAAAUGUAAUGAAUGUGGCAAGGUAUUAGUCAAAAUUACUUUGUGCAACACCUAGUAAUUCAUAGCUUGUGAGAAACCUUAUAAAUAUAAAGAAAGUGGAGAUGUCUUUAGUGUAAACUCCUCCUUAGCUCUUCAUCAGAGAGUUCAUACUGGAGAGAAACCAUACAAAUAUAAGAAUUGUAGUGAAACCUUUAGCGUGCAUUAAAGCCUUACUACUAUCACGCAGUGCAUAUUGGAGAAACAUUUGAAUGUAAUGAAAUGAAUGUGGCAAGUGUUUUAGUGAAAAUUUAUAGCUACCACAUCAUCAGAAAUUUUAUGUUGGGAAGAAAUCUUAUUAAUGUGACAAUUUAAUUAAUGUGGGAAGAUAAUGUUCUCAGUAUUAAGGCCUUGGAAUCCAUUGGAUAAUUCAUGCUAGAAAGAAACUUGCAAGUGGAAUGAAUGUUGCAAAGCCUUUAGUUGUCAUGCAGGGGACCCAACCUUUUGACUUCUCUGGCCCACAUUGGAAGAAGAGUUAUCUUGGGCCGUACAGUAAAUACACAGACACUAAGAAAGGUGAUGAGCAAAAAUAAAUGUCUGGGUAUAAUUUUCAUGGUAUGUGUCAUAAGGAGACAUAUGUAAAAGUCCUUACAUAAUUCGCAUAUAGCUUACGGGCUGCAGAUUGGACACACUACAUUUAGACAUAGACCAAAGUGCAACAUUAAUUAUUCUUUAAAUGAAGAUGAAUUCAAAUGUCUUCUAAAGUCUUACCGUUUUCCCGACUGUUCCACACCUGACAGAACAUUUUGAAAGAGGAAACAAAAGGCCUGUAAUUGAUUACAAUCUUUAUGUAAAAAGAACGUUUUAUAGUAACUUUCUGAGUGCAUGUAAGGUUAAUUUGAAGUGACAGCAUAUUCGGAAAUUUUAGCAUAUUACCGUCAACAAAGUUUAUCUCAAAGGUAUUUGAGGUUCGCUCAUGUGUAUACAAGUUUUAUGAAGAACUGUGUUGUUAAUAUCUACUUUUACAAAGUUGUUGCCUUUUUAAAACCUAUAGUUGGUGACCUAACUUAUCAUUGGCCUUAACCCUCCACGCCACACACCCCAGGCGUUGUCCCUGUGCCAGUCUCUGAACUGAGUCCGAGAUUGACUUCCUCUGGAGCAAACAGAGAAGGGAGGUGGAAAGGAUUUCUGGUCUGUUGGGUGUGAGCAUGAAAUUCUACACUCUGCCCAGAGUUUUGCAUUUCACAUUUUAGUUUGCAUCCCCAUCACAGGCAGUUCUACAGCUUUUGAAUAAAACUGCUAAUAUAAGUUUUGGUUCCACAUCCAGGAACUUUUGUGGAUCCAAUUACUGCCUCAUACUGACCCUCCCAGAUAGAGCCCAGGUCCCAGAUCUCUGACUUCUUACAGCCUCACUAGCGGGUCUUGCCUGCAAAAUCCAGAAAACAGACAUGCUCCGGACAGGAGGCAGAGAAAUGUGGGAUGUACAGGCCCCACACUGCCUGGGCCUGCCAGGCAGCUGCAGAGUUUCCAGUAAACCCAGGAGAUCACCUGGAGACCGGUUCUUGGAGUGCAGCUGUUUUUUCCCACCUAUAUUAAUGUAGCAGCUGUUCCCUGAUUCCUUUCUCGCCAUCUGAAUUCCCAGGUGACUCAAAUUCAGCCUAUUUUAUGCCAUCUCCUGCCUAAUCUCUCAGCUGUUUUUUUUGUUGUUGUUGUUGUUGUUGUUGUUUGCAGUUUUUGGCUGAGGCCAGGUUUGAACCUGCCACCUCCAGUAUAUGUGGCCGCUGCCCUACUCCUUUGAGCUGCAGGCACCGCCCCUCAGCUGUUUAUAAUAUAGAAUCACUUUGCACCUCUAACAUCUUAAAUUUAAAGCUGGGUUUUGCACUCGUGCACCUUCUAUACCUUGGAUCUGGCAGUCCCUACAGACCUUAAAAUCCCUGUACUGCCCCCUUGACAGACCUCCCUGUGAGAGUCUCAGAAUCAAAUCACUUUGGGUAAAAUCAUUCUGAGGAAGAUUUCUGCCUUCAGCCAUGUACAAAGUCUGACAGUUAAGUUCAAGAACUCACCUUAGGAAAAGUGCUACUAAUCUCAAUGUAGAGUAUCACUACAUUCACUUUUUAUUUUUUUUUUGAGACAGCGUCUUUAUCGCCCUCAGUAGAGUGCUGUGGUGUCACAGCUCACAGCAAAAUCAAACUAUUGGGGUUACGUGAUUCUCUUGCCUCAGUCUCCCAAGUAGCUGGGGCUACAAGUGCCCGCCACAACACCCAGCUAUUUUUUUGUUGCAGUUGUCAUUGUUGCCUAGCUGGCCCAGGCCAGGUUCAAACCCGCCAGCCUUGGUGUGUGUGGCUGGCACCAUAACCACUGCUACCGGUGUUGAGCCCAAACUCUUAAGCUUAAGUGAUUCUCUUGCCUUAGCCUCCGGAGUAACUGGGACUACAGGCGCCUGCCACCAUGCCUGGCUAGAAAUGAGAUCUCACUCUUGGUCAGGUUUGAACUUGUAAGCUCAGGCAAUCCAUCCACCUUGGCCUCCCAAGUGCUGGGAUUUACAGGUGUGAGCCACCCCACUGUGCCUGGCCUCUACAAUCCUUUUCAAAGUACUCACCCUGGAAAGCUAUGCACCAAUGCCAGUGCCUAGGCCACCCUUCAAAGCAAUUUUGGAAAUCUUUUUCUGGAAUGGCAUCAGAACUCUCAUAUUAUCCUUUGUGUCCUGAAUGUCAUCAAAAUAUCUUUUUUUUUUUUUUUUUUGCAGUUUCUGGCCAGGGCUGGGUUUGAACCCACCACCUCCAGCAUAUGGGCCCGGUGCCCUACUCCUUUGAGCCACAGGCACCACCCAUCAAAAUAUCUUUUUUUCAACAUUUCCCUAUUUUCUGGUAAAGGAAAAAGUCAUUGGAGCCAGGUGCAGUGGCUCACACCAGCACCCUCUUUGGUCGAGCCCGGCAGAUUGAUCUCAGGAGUUCAAGACCAGCCUAAGAUUGAGACCUGUCUCUCCUAAAAACACAAACUAGCCAGGGGUGGUGGUGGUGGGUGCCUAUAGUCCCAGCUACUGCGGAGGCUGAGGCAGGAAGAUCACUUGAGCCCAGGAGUAUGAGGUUCUUGUGAGCUAUGGCACCUCGGCACUUUACCCAGAGUGACAGUAUGAGACACUGUUUCAAAAAAAGAGAAAAAGAUUCCACAUUUACUAGGAUUCACAUAUACCCUUGUAAAAUGCACCGCAGGUGUAAUCCCAUUAAUCCCCCUCCCUCCCCCCUCCCUCCCCUCCCUUUGCCCCUUCUCCCUAUUCUUAGGUUGUAACUGGGUUAUAGCUUUCAUGUGAAGGUCCUACAUUAGUUUCAUAAUAAGGGUGAGUACAUUGGGUACUUUUUCUUCCAUUCUUGAGACACUUUACUAAGAAGAAUAUGUUCCAGCUACGAAAGCUAUGUUAACUAGUGUGAUGAAAAUGUGUCAAACAAUCUAUGAACCAAGUGUAUGGUGUCCCAUGAUCAUACUAAUGUACACAGCUAUGAUUUAAUAAAAAAAUUAAUUAAUUUAAAAAAAAGAAAAUAAAAAACAGUGAGGGUCAGAUCAAUUGAGUAGGGAGGGUGUUCCGAUACAGUUAUUUGAUUACUGGGUAAAAACACCUUCAGAGUGCUAGGGGUCACAUUUGUUAGUAUUGUUAUUCAAUUUUUAUUAUGUCCUAUUCAAAUAUAUAUUUGUUCACAUUUGAAUUUCGCUUGAUGUUGUAAUAUGUGGUGACAAUGUUAAAGUAUAUUCCAAUUCUGUAAUCCCAGGAAAUAAUAAAAAAGAAUUCCUGCAACCCA